CGUCAUACUUCAGAAAAACCGUUUCCACAAAGUCGCUAAAAAAUGUAUAUUAUGCUGUUCAGAUAGAGUUUUCUCUGUACGUUACUCAGUUGUCUAUUGUAGGUAUAACUUAACGGUGUUAUUCAGAAUCAGAAACAUUCGUUCGUCCAUUAUUGCAAGAUGGAAAAAAUCACCAUUUUCUUUAUAGCUGCUAUCAUCAUGGAAAUUUCGCUGGUCACACAAGGUCGUCCAGGUCCAGUUGGAGAACAACCGAACGAUUCGUUAUAUCCAUGUGUCGACGAAUAUCCGCCAGCAUAUCCACCACCACCAGGUCCAUAUCCACCACAAGUCGCAAUUGGUGUACCAAUGUACCCAGAAGGUCCAUAUCCUCCACAAGUCGUACCUGGUGUACCAGUGAUGUAUCCCCCUCAAGGUAGUCUAUCCAAUUUGGUACCAGCUCAACAAUCGGGUCAUAGUCUAUCCGAUAUGGUACCAACUCAUGCACCGGGUGGUUUUUAUCCAAUUCAUCAUCUGGAAGGUCCGCAAGAUUAUUUACCACCAUUAGUCCCACCUGGUGGACCAAUGUAUCCUCCCCAAGGUCAAUAUCCACCACCAGGUGCAUAUCUACCACAAGGUUCAUAUCCACCACAAGGUUAUCAGCAGCGGGAAUAGCCAGCUGGGCGGAUCCAAAGGAGCCAUAAAAUUAUCCAGUUUUAUUUUAAAUACAGAUUAGUUAUCAUUAAAUUAUGUAUACUUUUACCCAAAAAAACAACAUUAUAUUUUCAUUAAAUCACAAUAAACUUACUUUCUUGCAAAU
This is a messenger RNA of Adelges cooleyi (spruce gall adelgid), 796 nucleotides long. Its product is annotated as calcium-binding protein P-like. Lineage: Eukaryota; Metazoa; Arthropoda; Insecta; Hemiptera; Adelgidae. Bases 160 to 651 code for a protein of 163 amino acids. The transcript is spliced from 18 exons. The record is from RefSeq and is a predicted model, not a curated record.